AUCCUCCGGUCUCCGUUGAUCCGUUCCCGAACUCCAUGGCACGACACCGCCAUGGCUCCGCUCCCUCAUCCCCUUCCCGCCACUCCGUACCCAGCCAAACCACACGAGACCCCGCGGUCCUUCUCCCUACAUGCCGCGCUCGCCUCCCUCUCCCAGCAAGGCGGCGACAACGGCAGCCUCCGCGACGCCUUCGCUCUCGUUUCCCGCGCCGAGCGCCAGUCGAGCCCCGCUGUCGCCGUCGCCGUCGGCCCGGAGGUGUACGUGUCCCUCCUGCAGUGCUGUGUGGCAGCGGGGUCCCUCCGCGCAGGACGCCAGGUGCACGCCGCCGCCGUCAAGCGCGGGCCCUACUACUGCCGCCACGCCUACAUCGGCACUAAGCUCGCGGUCUUCUACGCCCGCUGCGGCGCGCUCGACGAUGCCGAGCGCGCGUUCGAUGCGCUUCCCAAAAAGAACGCCUUCGCGUGGGCCGCCGUCAUCGGAUUAUGGAGUCGCGCCGGGCUGCACGCGAGGGCCGUCGCCGGAUACGUGGACAUGCUCGAGGCGGGCGUUCCCGCGGACAAUUUCGUCGUGCCCAACGUGCUAAAGGCGUGCGCGGGGAUCGGGAUGAUCGAGACCGGGAGGGCACUUCACGCGUACGCUUGGAAGGCGGGGUUCGGGGAAUGCGUGUACGUGUUGAGCAGUCUGGUGGAUUUCUACGGGAAGUGCGGCGAGGUGGAUGAUGCGAGGGAGGUGUUUGAUGCAAUGCCGGCGACAACCGUGGUGACUUGGAAUUCGAUGUUGAUGGGGUAUAUAAACAACGGGAGAAUUGAUGAUGCCGUGGAUUUGUUCUAUCAGAUGAGGGUCGAGGGUGUGCUGCCGACGAGGGUGAGCGUUUUGAGCUUUCUGUCUGCAUCAGUGGAUCUUGAAGCUGCCGAUGGGGGAAGGCAGGGCCAUGCCGUGGCGGUAUCGAGCGGAUUAGAGAUGGAUGUGAUCUUGGGUACUUCAAUCAUCAACUUUUACUGUAAGGUUGGGUUAGUGGAGGCUGCAGAAGCGGUGUUUAAGCAGAUGGUGGAAAGAGAUACCAUUACAUGGAAUUUGAUGAUUGCUGGGUAUUUGCAGGAUGAACAGAUCGACAAGGCUCUCAUCACUUGUCAGAGAAUGCUUCGGUCUGGCCUUAGGUUUGAUUGUGUGACGUUGGCAUGCAUUAUCAGGGCUUACAGGGAAUCCUGCAAUACGGAGAUGGGUAGAGCUGCUCAUGGUUAUGCAGUUAGAAACAAUCUUGAGUCAGAUAGAGCAGUUGCUUGUGGCCUGAUAGAGUUGUAUAUGAGUACUGAAAGGACUGAAUAUGCACGCCGGGUAUUCGACGUCAUGAGUUGUAGGGACAUUGUCAUGUGCAAAACCAUGAUUUCUGCUUAUGAAGAUCAUGGCAUGAGUACUGAGGCUCGGAAGCUUUUAUAUCAGAUGCAACUCGAGGGCAUAUCUCCAACUGCAGCGUGUUGGGAUUCAGUAAUUUCAGUUUUUAUGAAAAAUGGGCAGAUUGAUGAGGCCCUACAGAUCUUCAACGAGAUGCUACUAACAAAAACACGCCCCAAUCUGCGCACAUGGAGCCUGUUAAUAAGUGGCUUGUCUCAAAAUGGUAUGCACCAUGAGGUAAUGAAUCUAUGUUGCAAGAUGCAGGAAGUAGAGCAAGCACCGAGUCCAACAAUUUUUUCUGCAGCACUUCUUGCUAUGAAAACUGCAGCUUCGGUACAAUAUGGAAAGGCAGUGCAUGCAUGCAUUGUUAAAAAGGGCCUGUUAUUGUCCAAAUCCGUGAUACAGUCCUUGCUAAACAUGUAUGGUAGUUUCAGUGACAGAGGCACAGUGGAAAGUUUACUAAGGUUGCUUGCUGCAGUACAGUAAAUAACACAGCUGUACAUAUCACAUAGCGUUGCACAUAUUCAUCGUCAGAUGGCCAUUCUUGGAACUAACAUUAUGCAUCCGAUCAGCCUGGUUGGUGGAGUAAAUAUGUAUUUCCAAUAUGCAUUCAUCAUAGCUUACAUAGACAGGUUUAUGCACAGUUACAUAUUUUUGCACAUUUUCGUUAAAACUUCUUGAUGCGGUAUGGCAUCUACAUCUGAUCUUCAGAGGCAUUUUCAUGAGAGCAGAAGGUUCCAAUCAGAAAACAGGCAAAGGUUAAAGAGCCCGUACCAGCGAGUAUAUAGUGCUGCUGUUGGCUCAGAACUCUUUCUGAAACUUGCAGCUACAGAUGCUUGAAUUAUUUUGCCGAAAAGUGUACAGUUUUAGCUUCUGUAACCACUGACCGCACGCUAAGAGAUAUGCUACAUUUGUGAUGUCUGCCUAGUUUGCUCAAUUUUGGACCAGAAUGUGUACUCCUCGCUGGGCCUUUUGGGGGAAUUGUCAGAAGACAUGGCAUCGUCUAGACGCGAUCAUGAAUUAUUGAUAGUCCUUGUUACAGUCAAAGCAUUAGAGUGAACUGUACACCCAUACUGCAAAGUCUAAUUAACUCCCACUCUUGCGGGAGGGAGGGCAAUUAAUUGAUUUCAAAUAGUAGAUCCUU
This is a messenger RNA of Brachypodium distachyon (stiff brome), 2536 nucleotides long. Its product is annotated as pentatricopeptide repeat-containing protein At5g55740, chloroplastic. The record is from RefSeq and is a predicted model, not a curated record. Bases 52 to 1878 code for a protein of 608 amino acids. Lineage: Eukaryota; Viridiplantae; Streptophyta; Magnoliopsida; Poales; Poaceae. The transcript has a single exon. Gene Ontology annotation, molecular function: protein binding; RNA binding. Gene Ontology annotation, biological process: RNA modification.